CGUGCAUGAAGGACGAGAUCGAACAUUUUGACAGACAAGCAUGCUGUGCAUGUGACAGCGAAAUUUAUUGUUUUGAUCUAGGGCCUAUUACAAAUUUUAAAUCGACUGUUACUAGUAUUCCAGAACCGUAUGGAAGAUAGCACUGGUAGUCAGCAAGCGGGUCAUAGUGAAGGUGAAGGACUGCGUCAUGACAUGGCAAAUAAUGUGGACAAAGUUGAAGCAUUGUUCCGCAAAGCUGAAUCGGACUUGGAGUACAUGUCCAGAAAAUUGGAGGAUGAAUUUCGGCAGCAACUGGGAGGCAAUAACCAGCAGCUCAAUCCCAGCGAGAUGAUGCAGCGACUGCAGCGGAUCAAGACGGAGUACAACAGCCUGGUGCAGGACGCCGAGGGCAUCAAGGCCAUGCAGUCCCAGAUGGCCAGCUACUUCAGAGCCCAGCUGCAGACGGCCUGCACGGCAAUCAAAGCCCUGCAGGAGAAGGCCCCACAGGCUCAGAUCACCGACAGCACUGAGCAGGAGGCGGUGGUAGAUUCCAUCCUCGGUCUGCGUCUUGGGGAGGCCACAGAUCCCCACCAGGGGAACGAGACAGAGGAGACCACCAAAGAGAACCCAGCACAGGAACCUUCGGGCAAAACAAAAAAAAUCUCCGGAAAUAUCACACCAGAGUUGUCUCAAGCGGACAAGAGAGCAAGGAAUGAGGGCUUCAUCCCACUAUCAGAGGAAGAGUUACAGUCUGUGUCGCCCUUGGUCAGAGGCCGUGUCAAGCUGGCUGAUGUCAAUGCUGUGUAUAAGGCAUUGUUUGAGCACUUCAAAGUGAAUGGCAACUCAGAAAGUUUGACCAUCCAAGACAUGAGCAAGAAGGGACUGCGGAUAACUGGAGCAACGGGAGAAGCUAAGUUAAAGGUCCUCCGGGCACUGAAGAUUCUGCACAUGUCCAGGAAUGGAGCCGUCAAACUUCUCUAAUUGGUCCAGAUCCCAGGCACAGUGACUUCUCUCCUGCUACAGACUAUCACAUAUCUGCAGGGAGUCUUUAGCUUCCAUUUGGCCCAUGUUGGGCUGAGCCCAGUGUACAAGGCCACUUAUCUGCUUCCUUUUUUCAAAGAGAGUAAAUUCUUCCAUUGAUUUAUUUCACUUUUCGCAGUAGAGGCUUUGAUGUUAACUAUUGGGAUUACUGUGAUGCCAGAAGAUAUGUUGCAUAACUCUCCUGAAACCACAUCUAUUGCUAAGGAAAUGUUCAAUCACUUCUUCUGUCGGUGUAACCGUAUUGAUCGUCAAUCAGUGUUCAGUAAAAGUGUUUACAUGGCAAAAUACUGUGACAUUGUCAAAUGUUGUAAUGUGCAUCAAACGAUAACUGUACUUGGCAUGUAAGACUUUUCAAGUACACAUGUAAUGUGAGCAUAACAUUUACUUAUGUGGUCUGUUUCCAUAAAGCUAACAAGCUGGAGGUGGACUGUGGAAUUCUCUUACAGUGCUUCGGUUAAAGACGUGACUUUAACCACUUGCUAUCGGGUGCUUUUAAAAAUGCAGUGCCACACAUACUGGAGAUUUUCAAGAUUUUC
This is a messenger RNA of Acanthaster planci (crown-of-thorns starfish), 1556 nucleotides long. Its product is annotated as SKA complex subunit 2-like. The record is from RefSeq and is a predicted model, not a curated record. Gene Ontology annotation, cellular component: outer kinetochore; spindle microtubule. NCBI's taxonomy places the organism in Eukaryota, Metazoa, Echinodermata, Asteroidea, Valvatida, Acanthasteridae. Gene Ontology annotation, biological process: chromosome segregation; cell division; mitotic cell cycle. Gene Ontology annotation, molecular function: microtubule binding.